Messenger RNA from Ctenocephalides felis (cat flea), 1216 nucleotides. RefSeq lists its product as uncharacterized. The record is from RefSeq and is a predicted model, not a curated record. Lineage: Eukaryota; Metazoa; Arthropoda; Insecta; Siphonaptera; Pulicidae. The transcript is spliced from 2 exons. Bases 344 to 1012 code for a protein of 222 amino acids.
AUUGUUAUAGAAAUUAGUUUCAAGUUAUAUUGCUUUGCAUUAAGUUGCGGCAUGCAUACUAUAGCAAGCCAUGUUGUAACAAUUUAUAAUUAGAACUAUGCAAUAGAAUACUGCUUCAAUUUUUAGAAACUAAUUUUUAAUUUUAAUGUAAUUAAAUUUGUUUUAUGUACCAAUUACGUUCCUUGAUCUGCAGACAAAUAUUUUAUGCCGGGAUAUAAUAAUAUGGAAUCGAUCCAGCAACCGUUUUAAUGUAACCAAGUAAAGUUCCAUCCACCAGUUUUAAAUAUUUAUUUAUUGUGAGGUUAAGCUCACAUUUUAGUAUUCUUUCAUGCAAGUGUAAAAAAUGAAUCAUGUUAACGCAUUACCAGAGAUGCCCCGACAUCCUCCACCAUGUAGUAUUAAUGUAAAACAAGUCAGAUUCAUGGGACCUAGCAGAGAUUUAGAACUAAGCACUUUUGAAUUACCAAGAUCGCCUCUGGUGUACACAGCUGCACCUGUUACAAAACCUUCAAUCCCAUUGCCUUUACCAAAAACGAGUCAAGCAUGUCAAACAGAAACACUUUCAACUGUGAGUAAAAGUUGUCAAACAGAUUCGGAUAUUCAGGACGUUGCUUCCAACAUUCCUGUGAACGAUCUUGUUACGAUGAUUCAAAGGCAAGAUCAAAAGCUGGAGAGUUUACAUGAGAAGUUGGAAUUGAUAUUGUGUCGAAUUGAUGAAAAGAAAGACUGUUCUUGUAACACAAUUCCAUCUGAGGCUGAUAUUCCAACUAUAUCUCCACCAGCACUGGAUAAUGUAUUGGGACAAGUGGAAAUGAUGUUGAACACUCCUAGAACACCAAUAUUAAGAAAUGAUUUGUCCAUUCCAAAAGUGGAUCAAAGUGCUGCUUUUGAUGCAUUGGCCAUGAAAUAUCUUCGUGGAGACGAAAUUAAUAAAAUUGCUAAACCGAAGAAAGAGACUGAUAUGUCGCUGGCGACUGCUGCUUAUCUACAACGGCAUCGUCUACCUCAUUAAAAUUAUGCAAUUUAGUAUAAAGAUCUCAUUUAAAUAAUUUAUUGAAAUUGAUGUUAAAGGAAAAUACUGACCAAUAUAGAAGUUUAGAGUAAGUAUCAAAAACAUUUAAAUUGUAUAAUUAAAUAUAAUAAUUGAAGAUAGAAUUGUAAAAAUUAGUAUAUAAUUUAAUUUUUCUGCAUCGGUAUAGAAUUGAAAAUAUAUUUA